CCGCCCGCGGGCGCGCAGCCCGGCGCGAAGCGUGGACAGGGAACGCGGAGAGCGGCGGGUCCGCGGCAGAGGGCGGGAGGCAGGAGGCGAAGGAGGAGGAGCAGGGGGAGGCGCGGGAUAAAGGAGCGCUCACUGCUCCCGCUUGCUCUCCGGCGGGGCUGAGGGAAGCAUCAUGGCCGCGAAGUCGGACGGGCGGCGGAAGAUGAAGAAGGGCGGCGAGGUGGCGUUCACGCCGCUGCAGAACUCCGAGCACUCGGGUUCCGUGCAGGCGCUGGCCCCGGGGCUGCCCUCCGGCGCCGGGCCGGGAGGCGGCAGCGACGACGACGAGGCGCCCGGGGGCGGGUGCUGCAGCGGCAGCGGCGGGGACGGCUCGGGCGGCGGCUCCCGCUGCUGCUGCUGCUGCUGCUGCGGCGGCAGAGGUGGAGACGGCGGUGGGGGUGGCGGCGGGGGCUCCCGGGGCUCGGGCGGGGGCUCGUCCUCCUUGUGCCUGCGGCUGGGCAGGGAGCAGCGGCGCUACUCGCUGUGGGACUGCCUCUGGAUCCUGGCCGCUCUGGCCGUGUACUUCGCGGACGUGGGCACUGACAUCUGGCUGGCGGUCGACUACUACCUGCGGGGCCAGCGCUGGUGGUUCGGGCUCACCCUCUUCUUCGUGCUGCUGGGGUCCCUCUCCGUGCAGGUCUUCAGCUUCCGCUGGUUCGCUCACGACUUCAGCACCGAGGACAGCGCCGCCACCGCCCCCGGGCACUGCCCUGCCGCCGAGAGCAAGCUGCUGGUGAGCAGCAGCUCGGCGGCCGCGGACAUCGACGCCGCCCGGCCCUGCACGCCGCAGCGGCAGGCGUCCACCGCCAGCAAGAGCAACGCCACCAACAGCAGUACCAACAGCAGCAGCAACGCCGCCGGCAGCGGAGCCGCCGGUCCCCGAGCCGGCAGCGGCAGGUCGGCGUCCUGCGCCUUCUGCAUCUGGCUCCUGCAGUCGCUCGUCCACAUCCUGCAGCUCGGGCAGGUCUGGAGGUAUUUCCACACAAUAUACUUGGGCAUCCGGAGUCGACAGAGUGGAGAGAAUGACAGAUGGCGGUUUUAUUGGAAAAUGGUGUAUGAGUAUGCAGAUGUGAGUAUGCUGCAUUUGCUAGCCACGUUUCUGGAAAGUGCACCACAGCUGGUCCUGCAACUCUGUAUUGUUGUACAGACUCGUACACUCCAAGCUCUCCAAGGUCUUACUGCUGCAGCAUCUCUUGUAUCCCUGGCUUGGGCUUUGGCUUCUUACCAAAAGGCCCUCCGUGACUCCCGUGAUGACAAGAAACCCAUCAGUUAUAUGGCUGUUAUAAUACAGUUUUGCUGGCAUUUCUUCACAAUUGCAGCAAGGGUCAUUACUUUUGCUCUGUUUGCUUCGGUUUUCCAGCUGUACUUUGGGAUCUUCAUUGUGCUGCACUGGUGCAUCAUGACCUUCUGGAUCGUCCACUGCGAGACAGAGUUUUGCAUCACUAAAUGGGAGGAGAUAGUUUUCGACAUGGUUGUUGGGAUAAUCUAUAUAUUCAGCUGGUUCAAUGUCAAGGAAGGAAGGACACGCUGUAGGCUUUUCAUUUACUAUUUUGUGAUCCUUUUAGAAAACACCGCCUUGAGUGCUCUCUGGUAUCUGUACAAGGCCCCACCAAUCUCUGAUGCAUUUGCCAUACCAGCACUGUGUGUAGUGUUCAGCAGCUUUUUAACAGGCAUUGUUUUUAUGCUAAUGUACUAUGCCUUCUUUCACCCCAAUGGACCAAGGUUUGGGCAGUCACCAAGCUGUGCUUGUGAGGACCCUGCCACUGCCUUCACCCUACCCUCAGAAGUGGCCACAAACACUCUGCGGUCCAUCUCCAACAACCGGAGUGUCACGAGUGAGCGGGAUCAGAAAUUCGCAGAGAGGGAUGGGUGUGUGCCUGUGUUUCAGGUGAGACCUACCGCACCUUCCACGCCUUCAUCCCGGCCACCAAGGAUUGAGGAGUCUGUCAUUAAAAUCGAUCUGUUCAGGAACAGGUACCCAGCGUGGGAGAGACACGUGUUGGACAGGAGCCUGAGGAAGGCAAUCUUAGCAUUUGAAUGUUCCCCUGCUCCUCCACGGCUACAAUAUAAAGAUGAUGCCCUUAUCCAGGAGCGCUUGGAAUAUGAAACCACAUUGUAAGCAAACAAAAACACAGCUUGAAGAAGCUACGAUGUUACAGUCCAAAAUAAGGGUUGACUGUAGGGCCGUAGGAAUAACUAAACUGCGUACUACAAGUAGAGCAGCAAGCUGUAGUGUUCUUAGUCUGGCUAUCAUCAUGAUUAUCAUUUGAUCCACUGUGUGCAGUCUGUCUGCAGGACAUUGAUACAGCAGCAUCACCUGAAAGCCUCAAAAAAACCCAAACCUGACCCACACAUACAGAUCAGUUACUUCAGCUGGGGAAACUCACCCACAACUCCAUGCUGCUGUGAAACUCUGACUGCACAGUACUUAUAAUCAGCCCGGUAGGAAGGCUCUGACCAGAGCUUUCAACUUUAGUCAGUAGUGCAUUUUAUUUUAGAAAUGAAUGAUUGACAUUUGCAUAAUCAACAGCAAAAACAAACAAAACCUUUUUCAAAAAUAACAGAAGUGUAGCACACAGUGUUGCUGUUAUGAAAACUGCUUUCUAGGGAAAAAAACAGGAACGUAGUAGUCUUCAACCCUCCCAUAAAUCAACCAUUCAGGUUAGAAUAGAUAUGCAAAUAGUUCUCAAUUAAAAAAUACAUUGUCAUAUUUGUAAGGCUGUCAAUGGAAAGUAAACUAAAUUCUGAUUAAUAGGUCAUAAACAUUAAUACUACCAGAACUAUUUGUUUUCUGUGGAAUUUCAAAGUCUUUUUAAACACAAUUCAAGUUCUUGAUGUUAUUUCCAACAGAAAUCCUAUGCAGCUCACUUCUGGUUUUCAGCAGAAAUAAUGAGCUCUAGCACGUAGUGACGUAAAUUAAAUGAUAAUCAUGAUUCAGUGUUCAAUUUGCAAAAAAAAAAACACAAAAGUAAUAUAUAUAUAUGUAAAAGAACAGGGAAGUAUAGUUUUCAUAUUCUAAACUUUUUGGAGGACCCCAUUCAGAUAUAUCAGAAGAAGCAACAAACAGAUGAACACACUGAAACUUCUCUGUUUCAGGACUGAGAAUGCAUGAUUCAGUGUGUGAAUGUAUGCAGGGGUGACAAGAGACUGUGACAUGCCAUACCCUUCUAGUGCCAAACAUUGUAUAACUGCAAAGUUGCUAUUGCCUGAGGGACAGGUAACAAGUGGCACAAGCCCUACCAGAACAAGAAGCAGGAAAGACCAGUCAAGUUCUCAACUUGUAGAGACAGCUCUGAUUUUCUCACCCAAGGUGAAAGUGAUGUCUUUUAAAGGCUUUCAGCCACCUCUUAGUAAGUAUAUUCAGUGAAGUAUAAUCUAAGCAAGUUAUGUGGAAGACCUCUUCUGCCUGUUCAAGACUUGUGUCCAGAUGUCUAAAAAUUAGGUUGAAUCUCUUGUAUAGAGUGCUUUUGCUGCAAGCUUUUGGGUUUUAAAUACCUCCCUAAAUCUAGUCAGUGGUAUCUUCCUUUAUGUUAAAAGUAUCCCCGAUGGUGCUUUCAAAUGCAUUAAAGGUGCAAGUCAAAAUUUGAUAGUAUUUUUUUUAAAGCUGGUGCAGAGUGAAAAACUCAUUAAUUAUUUCAGUAUUUUUGUAAAGUAAAAAUAUGAUAUCAACAGGUUACUUUUUAUAAACCUCAAAUCUUUUAAUACAUUUCAUUCUCUUUAUAGCUUAGAUUUUAAGAAUUGGUCCAUGAAUUUUAUCAACUGGCUUCUGCAGGUUGAUAUAAAACUGGUUUUCACACAUUAUGGGUUUGUUUUGCAGUGUAAUGCCAUAUGAAAGCCUACAUGGGUACUUUUAGAAUACUCUAUACACCGUGGAUCCUGCUUCAACUGUAAGUGGCUUGUAAAGACACCAAGUGAUUCCAUAAGAAACAGUUUGCUAUAACUAUUUCCAUCCGUUUUAGAAGAGCGAAGCAGAACUGAAGAGUUACUGUUGUAAAUGGCAUUGUCAGGAUGGAGAAGACCUGAUGAUUGGUAUUGUAAUCUUCACUGUCAGAUAGAUCCAGUAUAGUCACUGCUGUAUAUGCUGCUGGGUAAAUUUCAGUCUUUCCUAUAAUUAAUAUUUGUACUACAAAAUGGCCGAGGUUACACAGCCUAUGUUUCUUUGUAUGUGUUCAACUAACCAUUUUUAAUGUUGACUUUUUUAAUUAGUGAAAUGUUCAAUACCUGUUGUUCUUUGCUCGGGCAAGAUCCUCAAAACAAAACAUCUGUGAAAGUGCAGGAAUCUGCAAGGCAGAGGGAACUUUACACAGAUCAGAAAACACCCGUGCUUCAAGGGUUUCUUAGGUAUUUUCAAAUUAAGCAGUGGCCAGCUGCCUCUAUAAUAAUUUUUUAAAUAAAGCAAUUCUUUGAUAGUCCAGA
This is a messenger RNA of Neopsephotus bourkii (Bourke's parrot), 4455 nucleotides long. It is a transcript of the gene XKR4, whose product is annotated as XK related 4. Gene Ontology annotation, biological process: phosphatidylserine exposure on apoptotic cell surface; apoptotic process involved in development; engulfment of apoptotic cell. Gene Ontology annotation, cellular component: plasma membrane. The record is from RefSeq and is a predicted model, not a curated record. The transcript has 3 exons. Lineage: Eukaryota; Metazoa; Chordata; Aves; Psittaciformes; Psittacidae. Bases 173 to 2158 code for a protein of 661 amino acids.